AUGCCGCCGCCUGGUUCAGUAUUAAAGAAGCAGCAGGUGUUAGCAUCUCUCUGCAGCAGCAGCAGCAGCAGCAGCAGCAGCAGCAGCAGCAACACAGAUGCUGCGUUUCCUCUCACUCUUGCUGCUUGCCCCUCGUGUCUCUGCUGCGUCUGCUGCAGCCAGACAGCCCCUUGUCUCUCUCUAUGGGACCCCCGAAAUAUCAAAGACAGAGCAGCAGCAGCAGCAGCAGGGAUGCUGCCAGAAGAGCAGCAGCAGCAGCUGCAACACCACAGACGAAGACACCGCACGCAGCAGGAGACACAAACACCAACUCCUGCAGCAGCAGCAGCAGCAGCAGCUGCUGCUGCUGCUGCUGCUGCUGAUCGCAUGCUAGAUGUUUGUCUCUGCAACGACUGUGGCGCUGCAGCACACAGCAGGUGUCUCUACAGGGUAGAGGAGGUGCUGACGAAGCAGGAUCUGCUGCAGCCGCAGCCGCAGCAGCAGCAGCAGCAGCAGCAGCAGCAACCACAGCAGCAGCAACGGCUGCUGCAGCAGCAACCACAGCACCAGGGAUUGCUGCAGCAGGAGCAGCAGCAGGCACCUUGGCUGCAGCUGCCGGCGAUGGCGGAGCAGCUGCGUGCAGCAGCAGGUGCUGCUUCCUUUUGGGAUGCCAGUAAAGAUAUUAAGGGGUCUAGGGGCCCGCUGCAGCUGCAGCAGCAGCUGCAGCAGCAGCAGCAGCAGCAGCAGCAGCAGCAACAGCAGCAGCAACGGAUAACACGUGGCUUUGCAUCUGCUGCUGCUGCAUCAGAUGUCUUACAGGAGACUGCUGCUGCACCGCCGCAGCAGCAGCUGCUCGAUCAGCAGCUGCAGCGGCUGCUGCAGCACCAGCCGCAGCAGCAACCUGUGUUGCAGCAGCAAACGCAGAGCUUCCUGCUGCAGCCGCAGCAGCAGCCCCUGGCAUCUCAGCAGCAGGUCUCGCCGCAACUGCAGUUGCAGCAGCAGCUGCAGCAGCAACUGCAGCAGCAGCUGCAGCAGCAGUUGUUACUGCAGCAGAACGUGCAGCAACAACCCCAGCAACAAGCGCAGCAGCAGCAACAGCAGCUGCGGCAGCUCUUGCAGGAACGAAUGGACAGCCUUCAGAGACAGAUAGAUGGAGCCGCCAGGCAGCAGCAGCAGCAGCAACAGCAGCAGCAGCAACAACAGCAGCAGCAACGGCAGCAGCAGCAAGAGGCCGGACAGCCCUUGGAAAUGCUGAGGACGGCGAUGCUGCAGCAGCAGCAGCAGCAGCAAGUUCAGCAGCAGCAACUGCUGCAACGAACCCAACAGCAGCACGGAUAUCAGCAGCAGCAGCAGCAGCAUCUCCUGCAGCAGCUACGAACACAGCAACAGCAGCAGCAGCAGCAGCAGCAGCAGCAGCAGCAACUGCUCGCGGGACCUGCGCAGCAGCAGCAGAAUAUCAUCGAUCGCAACGCAGCAAUAGGAGCAGCAGCACAUUCUGCUGCAGCAGCUAGAGAAGCUGCGGGGAACUCCGCCAGCUGCUGCUCCUAG
This is a messenger RNA of Eimeria mitis, 1527 nucleotides long. RefSeq names its product SET domain-containing protein / Bromodomain-containing protein, putative. The transcript is spliced from 2 exons. The record is from RefSeq and is a predicted model, not a curated record. Bases 1 to 1527 code for a protein of 508 amino acids. NCBI's taxonomy places the organism in Eukaryota, Apicomplexa, Conoidasida, Eucoccidiorida, Eimeriidae.